AUGGCGGCGCCCAUAGCAGUCGGUGAAGGGUGGCUCCGGGAUGGUUUGCUUGCGUUCUUCUUCCUCUUGCACGUCUUUUAUUCCGCGGCCGGGACCGAGGAAGGCGCCAGAACGGCCGAGUUCGACGUGAGGCCCGGAGGGAUGGUCCACUCUUUCUCCAGAAGCCUGGGAGAUUAUGCAUGCACUUUUACCUAUGCGGCUCAGGGUGGGACCAAUGAGCAAUGGCAGAUGAGUGUUGGGGUCAGCGAAGACAAUUUGCUGUUCUCCUGUUCAGUCUGGAGGCCCCAGGGAAAAUCCUAUCUCUUCUUUACCCAGUUUAAAGCGGAGGUGAAAGGGGCAAAGGUCGAGUACGGCAUGGCGUUCUCCGCGGCUGCAGCCGGAGGACAGAGUGAUGUCCCCUUAAAGGAGGAAGAAUUCCAUGUGACAGAGACGGGCGUAUCCCACAAAGAAGGCAAAUUCCGCUCUGAACUUUCCAGGCUGGUGAUAGUGGCAAAAACAGCCCAUGACGAGCUGUGA
Euleptes europaea (tarantolino) is the source of this 516-nucleotide messenger RNA. RefSeq names its product myeloid derived growth factor (gene MYDGF). Bases 1 to 516 code for a protein of 171 amino acids. Gene Ontology annotation, biological process: positive regulation of endothelial cell proliferation; positive regulation of angiogenesis. The transcript has 6 exons. Lineage: Eukaryota; Metazoa; Chordata; Lepidosauria; Squamata; Sphaerodactylidae. The record is from RefSeq and is a predicted model, not a curated record.